This is a messenger RNA of Diachasma alloeum, 4541 nucleotides long. RefSeq names its product enhancer of polycomb homolog 1 (gene E(Pc)). The record is from RefSeq and is a predicted model, not a curated record. Gene Ontology annotation, cellular component: piccolo histone acetyltransferase complex. The transcript has 11 exons. NCBI's taxonomy places the organism in Eukaryota, Metazoa, Arthropoda, Insecta, Hymenoptera, Braconidae. Gene Ontology annotation, biological process: regulation of transcription by RNA polymerase II. Bases 741 to 3350 code for a protein of 869 amino acids.
GCCAUGAUGGCGUUGAAGCACAGGGAUAGUCUAACGCAAACAUGUACUCGCAGUGAAAUAAACCAAUUGUACCAAGUGCAUGAGUGUUAAGGGUGUAUCAAUAAUGCUAAUCAUUGUACAACGAUGAGACCUUGAUAAAUACCAUCGUGGUGGGCAGUUGUGGGGCCUUUUGUGGGACCCCGAUACGAGCCCCACGUUGAAUAAGAAAAAAUAAAAAGAAACACAAGACGGAGGAUCCAGUGAAGCCGAGAGAGAGAGAGCGAGAGAGAGAGAGACAGAGAGGGCGUUCGAGUGAGAGAGCUAUACACGAGAUACACGAAUUUGCAGUGAGUGCGAUAGUGACAUUCACUACAUACAAAGUGGCUACAUGCUCGAGCAAGUGCAGACACAUUCCCAGGGAACUCUGUAUUUUUUUCUCUCGUUCGUAAAUACGAGUGAGUGAGUGGUGUUUUUUUUUCCUCCCUCGUGCGGUGGGUGAACACAUGGGGAGUUUAUGAAUUAAUAGCAGUGAUUUUUACACUUCUGCUCUGCUCUGUGGGGAUGGUAUUCACGAGGGCCUUGUGGACAUCCUGACUCGUGAGACAGUGAUUUUGAGGUUAUGUGAGACUUUUUUUGUGGAGAAUGUGGUUAUUCAGUGAGAUAUUGAUUCGAGAGGAGUUGAAGUGAUUAUUGGGAACAUCUGUGAUUCUAUGGGGUCGGGGAGUGCUUUUUGAGGGGUUUUUUGGGGUUAAUAAGUGAGGAUGAGCAAACUGUCAUUCAGGGCUAGGGCCCUGGACGCCUCCAAGCCCAUGCCUAUUUAUAUGGCUGAGGAGCUGCCUGAUCUACCGGAUUACUCGGCGAUUAAUCGGGCUGUUCCACAGAUGCCCAGUGGCAUGACCAAGGAGGAGGAAUGCGAGCAUCAUCUCCAACGGGCAAUAUGCGCGGGAUUAAUAAUCCCUACUCCAGAGGUCACCGACUUGACGGAUGUGGAGGCAUACGACAAGAUUUACCCGGCUGAUUAUAAAUUACCUCGGCAGUUGAUUCACAUGCAGCCAUUUGCAAUGGAACAAGAUAUCCCAGACUACGAUAUGGACUCGGAGGACGAGAAAUGGGUGGGAGUUCAAAGUAGAAAAAUGGAUCUCACUCCAUUGCAGUUCGAGGAGAUGAUGGACAGACUGGAGAAGAGCUCUGGCCAAAAUGUUGUCACCCUCAAUGAGGCAAAGGCGUUAUUGAAGGAGGAUGAUGAUCUGAUAAUUGCUGUGUUCGAUUAUUGGCUGAACAAACGUCUCAAAACGCAACAUCCUCUACUACUGACGGUGAAAACUGAUCAUCGCUUGGGGUCAGCUGCCAAUAAUCCUUAUCUAGCAUUCAGGAGGAUAACUGAGAAAAUGCAAACGAGGAAGAAUCGUAAAAAUGAUGAGACAAGCUAUGAAAAAAUGCUCAAACUACGAAGGGAUCUCAGUAGAGCAGUUACUCUUCUUGAAUUGGUCAAGAGAAGGGAAAAAACGAAACGUGAACAUUUACAUUUGACUAUUGAAGUCUAUGAGAAGAGGUACCAAGCGGAGGACUUCAAUGGCCAAAUACUGUCUGACGUGUCGGCGUUGAAGACGACGAGGCCAGCAUUCGCACCCCUAUUUACUAAUCAAUUUGGUGUACACCAGAAUUGGGCGAACAAACUCUCGAACAAGGAGGAUGGAUUACCUCGUAAGGAGAAGAGACAGUAUAAGAAGAGAAAACACAAAGUCGAUGGGAGAGCUGGUGGUCUCGAUGAAAGUGGUGUACGAAUUGGCUCAGGUACUGGUAGCAGUAGGAGUACGAGGACCAGUGUGAUUGGUAGUGGGCUGGACCCGCUCGCUAGCUCGGACGAGGACAGCCCUUUUCCCCACACACAAAUGUCAAUGUCGUCGGAUCGCGAUGAGGAUGACAACACGGAGGAUGGGCUUUUUGCCUUUCGACGAAAUCGAUAUUCCACUUACCUUCCACCUGUAUCGAAUGGCUUCGGCAAUUGGCCCUGGUGUGAGAAAACAGAGGGUGGUGCAGCUAAUAAAAAAUACAGAUUUGCACUCACCAGCAUUAGUAAACCUAGUCCAAGGUGUAUAGGCCUUGCGAGGCGGAGGCUAGGUCGUGGGGGAAGAGUUAUCCUAGAUCGCUAUUCCAGCAGUAUGGAUGAUAUAUGGUCAUCGUUAGAUUUUACAAUUCACGAGUCACAGCACGACAUACCUGUGGAUCCUCUAGUGACGGCAGCCGGUACAACAACCACUAUCAAGAAGGAGCCAUUGCACUUUCGACCAAAAACCCCAGAAUGUGAUUACCAGCCCCCAGACGCACCCCAGAACUCAUCAGUGGUGACAAACAGCAGUACCGAAGAGUCGGACAAUGAUUUGGAGCCAGAUCCACGCACAACCCAUCAAGUCUAUCAAUUUCCCCAAGAGGCCACCUCCAUAUGCGUAGACUUUGAGCCAGAGAGACCGGGUGACGAGUCCCCCUUCACAACUGAAUUCAAUGUAUCCGAUUAUUUUGCUGUCGACACACUAUCGGAAUUUGAUCUUGGCCUGUCAUCAUCGAUAAACGACGACCAGUAUCAAUUUGGCAGUUCCCGCUUCCACGUGACCCAAUUGACAGACAAUGUUAUAUCAUGCCGUGGUAAUCAGUGCAGUGUUAGUAGUGCAACUGUAAAUACAAAUGUCCCAAUAGUGACUACAACGUGUACACCGUCAUUAUCGUUAUUAUCAUCAUCAGUAUCAUCAGCAAUAUCGUCAUCCAUCACUACCUCAAUUGCCAAUCCUUCCACAUCGACAGUUAUAUCAUCAGUCAUGAAUAGUACACAUCAGCAUCAAUUUAUCGACAAUGGUAAUUAUCAGCAAUAUAAGAAUCAGCAGAGACAAUCAUUAUCACGAAGUGGUAAUUCAUCGAUUUUGAGUAAAUCAGUGGUUACUGGUGGGGCUAGACAUAGUGGUAAUGUUGAUUUAACUGGAAUAACGAACUUUGGAAAUGGGCAUCAGAAUGGUCCGUCCAGUCAUUUGCAUGGAACUAGUGUUACACUGCAGAAUAGUGGUGGUUAUAGUGGGCAUAGUCAGGGGGCGUUGUUGUUACCACAGAAACAUCCAACUACUGGGCUGUUGCCUGGAUUCAUUGCUCCCAGCAAAUUGGCCAGUCUUGCUAGGCAGCAGCAGCAUCAGGUGCAGCAGCCUGGGACUAUUCAAGGACAACAGUUGACGACGUCUAAGGACAUUACGCUUAAUAGUAAUAAUAGUGAAGGAAUGGAUAUGGAAGUAGAUGGUGUUGAAGGAUCAUCAUGUGAUACAAAUUCACAGCAGCAGCAACUAGUGCGAACUAAUAAGACAAAUUCACUGGCAAUGGAAGUGACAUGAUGCCUGUUGUUAAAACCCCCGUCGAAUAAUUCAGUUACAACUGGGGGCUUCGCUUAUCAAUUUCACAAAAAAUUCAAGCAAGAGUCAGGAAGAAUAACUUUUCAAUGGCUCUUCAACAAUCUCUCAUUCGUCAUUUUUUUAAUCUGUGAAUAAAGAAACAAUGUUGAAUGAUCAUUGAGUUGGCAAAGUGCGGGCUACGCUUAUUUUUUAUUGAUUAUGUGAAAUAUCCGUUGAAUGAAGAAAAAUUUCACCCCUCGGGGCUUCGAUAAUUGGAUGAAAUUGCAUUAUUCUAGAGGAAGGAGGAAAAUAAACAGUUUAUUUCAGAUUAAAAUUUAUGGUGAAUAAUAUUGUCCUGUUCCCGACGAUGUGUGAUAGUCAAAUGUAGCUAAAAACUUUGUGAGUCAUUAAUUCACUGAACUUCCUUGGAGAUUCAUCAAAUUAACGUUAAUAUUGAGUGACAUGCAUUGCUCAAUCUAUUGGGAAAAUAUGAUGUACGAGGAUGAGGAAAAAUUUUCAUUAUUAAAGAUAAAUAAAAGUUAUGAAUAUACCUUCAUGUACAUCGAUACCAGAUAAUUUACAAAUUCGAGAUUUAAUUAUGAAAAUGAAAAUAACAAAUCGUAAGUGAAUUGAAUUUUGUUUUUCCAGCUCAAAAGUACUCGCUCUUGGAAGUAUUAACUCAUUUAGUCAACAAAUUUCUCAGUUUUAUGGUAUAUCACGAAUGAUAAAAUAGAAAUGAAAAAAAUGAGAUACUAAAAAUCGUUAAAUUCGAGGCGAACCGGAUACUUCAUUGUAAACAAAAUGAGUAGAGAAUUUCCAUGAUGACCAUAUAACACUGAGUGACUCUGCGGUGAGGAAUGUGUAAAAAUGAAUGAUAGGAGUGCCGGUGAUGAUAGGGAUGGAUGAAUAGAUAUAUUCAUUUGAACGAUUUCAACUAAACAUAUAAAUGAGAGAAAAACUACAAAUAUAAAUGAUAAUAAGAGAAAUUUUGUAAAUACAAAAAUAAUUACGCUUACUGUAUCUUUUAAUUUAAGGCGAUUAAUUAAAUCAAUGUAAUUAAAUGUUGUUGUGGUAGGUGCGCAGUGAUGUGUAAAAAAUAUGACUAAUUGAAGGAUAGAAAGAGAAUAACACGGAAGAAAUUAAUUGAAACAAAAUCACAGGGAGAAUAAUAAAUAAAUUUGAUCCUGACAUUGA